AUGGCUCAACCGGACAGGCCGUGGACGGCAUUUUACGGACCUGGCGUCCGCACCGACAUCGAGGCCGCAUCCUAUCGCAACCUGCCGGAUCUGAUCCGCUCGGUCGCCGAGACCUAUGGCAACGCCAAGGCGUUUACCUGCUGCCUGCCCAACGGCAUGAACGGCACGCUCACCUACGCGCAGGUCGACGAGAUGUCCGACGCGCUGGCCGUCUAUCUGCGCGAGGUGGCCGGGCUUGAGGCCGGCGACCGCGUUGCCGUGCAGAUGCCCAACUGCCUCAGCUUUCCGGUCGCCGUUUUCGGCAUUUUGAAGGCCGGCUGCGUUCUGGUGAACGUCAACCCGCUCUAUACGGCCGAGGAGAUGGAGCGGCAGUUCACCGACGCCGAGCCCCACGCGCUGAUCAUCGUCGACAUGUUCGCCGACAAGAUCCCCGCCGCCACCCGCGGCCACCCGAUCCCCAACGUGAUCGUCACCCGCAUCGCCGAAUUCUUCCCGGUCAUGCCGCGCGGCAUUGUCGGUCUGGUGCAGAAAUAUUGGGACCAGUCCGUCAAGCCGGUCGAGGUGGCCCAUCUGCGCCUGCCCGACGCGCUCGACGCCGGCCGCAGCCACAUCGCCAGGGACCAUGUCGAGGUCGAUGCCUACCAUCAGGCGGUCACCCACGACGACAUCGCCGUGCUGCAAUAUACCGGCGGCACGACAGGCGUCGCCAAGGGCGCCAUGCUCACCCACGGCAAUCUGAUCCUCAACAUGGAACAGGCCAUGGAGCUUCUGGGCGGCGAUCUGAAAAAGGGCGAGGAAGUGGUGCUGACGGCGCUGCCGCUCUAUCACAUCUUCGCCUUCACGGUGAAUUUGCUGGCGUUCUACUGGCUUGGCGGGCGCAACAUCCUGAUCCCCAAUCCGCGACCCCUGUCCAAUCUCAAGCGCGCCUUCGAGAACUACAAGGUCACCUGGAUGAGCGGCGUCAACACGCUCUUCAACGGGCUCACCAACGAAAUCUGGUUCCUCGACACGCCGCCAAAGCAUCUGAAGUUCGCCGGCGCCGGCGGCAUGGCGCUGCAAUCCUCGGUCGCCGCCCGCUGGCGCGAGAUCACCGGCACCGAGGUUCUGCAGGGCUACGGGCUGACCGAGACCUCGCCGGUGCUGACGUUCGAACCCUUGGGCAAGGCGCGCGAGGGCACGAUCGGCAUUCCCGUGCCAUCGACCGAUAUCGCCUGCUUCGACGACAACGGCAAGCGCCUGCCGAUCGGCGAAACCGGCGAGAUCGGCGCGCGCGGACCGCAAAUCAUGAAGGGCUACUGGAAAAAGCCCGACGAGACCGAAAAGGUCAUGGCUGGCGACUGGUUCCUGACCGGCGAUAUCGGCGUGAUCGAUGAGGACGGCUAUGUCCGCAUCGUCGACCGCAAGAAGGACAUGGUCGUCGUGUCGGGCUUCAACGUCUAUCCCAACGAGAUCGAGGACGUGCUUGCCGGCCAUCCGGCCGUGCUGGAAGCGGCGGUGAUCGGCGUGCCCGACGAUGCGGCGGGCGAAGCGGUCAAGGCGUUCAUCGUCCGCGCCGAUCCGGGCCUCGACACCGACGCCGUGCGCGCCUUCUGCAAGGAACAUUUGACCGCCUACAAGGUGCCCAAGCUGGUCGAGUUCCGCGACGAACUGCCGAAAUCCAAUGUCGGCAAGAUCCUUCGAAAAGAACUGCGCGCCUUCACGCAAACGCUGCUCGGCCUGAUGGUCGCCAUCAUCAUGCUCGGCAUGGGCGCCUCGCUGACGCCGCGCGAUUUCUAUCUGGCGCUGCGCCGCCCCUAUGGCCUCGCCAUCGGCGUCAUCAGCCAGUACGGCAUCAUGCCGCUUCUGGGCUUCAUGCUCGCGCUGACGCUGGCCGUGCCCGAAACGAUCGCCAUCGGCAUCCUGAUCAUGGCCUGCAUGCCCGGCGGCACCACCUCCAACAUCUUCACCUAUUUCUCCAAGGGCAAUCUGGCGCUGAGCGUCCUGAUGACGGUCACCUCGACCGUCGCGGGCGUCGUGAUGAUCCCGCUGAUCCUUCUUCUCUAUGCGGCCGCGCUCGACCUGCAAAUCCCGCGCGAGGACAUCGUCGCCGUGCUGAUCGUUCUGCUGGUUCCGGUCGCCAUCGGCAUGGGCAUCCGCAAGCUGAACGCCAAUGCCGGCGCCGUCAUCGAGUUUUGCGGCUCGAUCCUGGCGGCGUUCUUCAUCGUCUUCAUCAUGGCGACCUGGGUGCCGCAGAACUGGCAGUUCCUGCGCGACACGACGCCAUCGACCUAUGUGGCGGCGAUCGGCCUGGGCCUUGUCGGCAUCACGAUCGGCUAUUUCUUCGCCAAGGCGCUCAGGCUGCAUCCGCGCAAUGCGCGCACGGUGGCGCUCGAGACCGGCAUCCAGAACGGGCCGCUGGCGAUCGCCAUCGUCAUCUUCUCGUUUCCGGCCGAACAGCAGCAGGCGGUCAUGGCCGUGCCGGCGCUCUAUUCGCUGUUCAUCGUGAUCGUCUCGACCUUCGUCACGCUGGUCUUCAGAAGGGCCAACACCGCGGCCGAGCAGAAGAUGCCGGAGGGCGAUGUGCGGCACGCGGCGACAAUGACGGGAUGGGCCUUGGGCCUUUCCCUCUCUGCAUCCACGGCGUUUGCGCAGGAUCCGCCGCCGCCGGACGAUCUUCUGACGCUCGCCAAGGGCGCGGUUCUGGUCUCCGCCUCGGUCGAUCCCAACGCCGCGCUGGCGCUGACCGACGGAAAUCCGGCGAGCAACUGGAGCACCGGCACGGCGAAGAACCCGCCGCCCUAUACGUUCGUCUUCGAACUGGUCGCCCCCGCCACGAUAGAAGCGGUCGGCAUCCAUGGCGCCGGCGAGCGGCCCGGCGGCGUCGCCGGCGGCUCGGCCGGCCCUGUCAGUGUCGAAGCCUCGGCGGAAGGCCCGGGCACCGGGUUCGCGCCCAUGGCGACCCUUGAGGCAGUGCCGGAAGGCGCAACCAUGGCGGCGAGCACGAUCGAUACGCCCGUGCGCUGGCUGCGCUUCACCGUCGACGGCCCGAUCGGCGCCGACGCCGCCUGGGUCUAUUUUGCCGAAGCCAUCGCCCAUGGCGCGGUCACCCCACCGGACGAAGAGGGCCGCUUCACCGGCAUCUUCCAGAGCGGCCGCGCCGAUUUCAUCGAGCUUCGGCAGGACGGCAGCUCGGUCAGCGGUUGCUAUCUGGACAAUGGCGGGCGCACCAACGGCACGCUGUCGGGCGCGGUCGACGAAGGCGUCGCGCGGCUCAACUGGACCUCCGACCAGGGCAUCACCGGCACCGCGCUCGCCACCAUCGACAGCACCGGCGCGCUCGCCGGCGUGCGCUACCGUCAGCGCAGCCGCAGCGCCUGGGGCGGACCGCCCGCCCCGGACGGAACCACGACGCCCUGCAGCGCCACGGAACCCGCCAACCCGAUCGUCACCGCGCUUGAGGAAACCGGCGAGGCGCGCAUUUACGGCAUCCAUUUCGACCAUGACAGCGACGUGCCCAAACCGUCCGCCGCCGCCGCGCUCGAACAGCUUGCCGAGGCGCUCGAAAGCGCGCCCGAACUCAACGUCGUCAUCGAGGGCCACACGGACGCUGACGGCGAGGACAGCUACAAUCUCGACCUGUCGGACCGGCGCGCGCGCUCGGUGGUUGCAUGGCUCACCGAACGCUGA
Effrenium voratum is the source of this 3666-nucleotide messenger RNA. Lineage: Eukaryota; Dinophyceae; Suessiales; Symbiodiniaceae. The record is from the annotation of a GenBank genome assembly.